CCCAUUCCCCCAUUCCCCCAUUCCCCGUACCACUCACUCACUCACCCACUCACUUACUACACCCCUCACCCACCAAGACCCAACCGGAGACGUAAAACAAAAGAAAAAGCGAGGAAAAUGUCCUACUACUUCACCAUCCUCUCCCCCACCGACGUCCCCCUCUUCAACAUCGCCUUCGGAACAUCCAAAUCCGGCGGCGAUGGCAUCGCCCGCUUCCGGUUCCCAGAUACAGCGCAAUACAUGAACCAAUUCAUUAUUCAUUCGAGUUUAGAUGUCGUCGAGGAGGCGCAGUGGAUGAAUGGGAAUAUGUAUCUAAAACACAUCGACACCUACCCACCCGCAAGCGCAUAUAUAUCCGCCUUUCUGACUCCCUCCGGAGCCAGAUUCCUGCUUCUGCAUCAACCGCCGCAAUUACCUUCCAAUAGUGCCGGGGCCGGGGGCUCGAUGUCGGGUUCACUAUUGCUGGGAUCUGGUGGGAGCUCGUCGCGCGCGUCGGCGAGCUCGGUGGCGGCCAAUCCCACGUCGCCGCAGACGGAGGAGGCCGUGCGGCAGUUCAUGACGGAGGUGUAUGAGAAUUAUGUCAAGACGGUGAUGAGUCCGUUUUAUCGACAGGGGAUGGAGAUUAAGAGUUCGGUGUUUCGGGGGAGGGUUACGGCGGCGGGGAGGAAGUGGUUAUAAUUUUCCCUUUUUCUUUUCCUUUUUGUUGUUAUGGGGUUAGGCGUUAGUAAGGCAUGGUUUGCGUAUGAUACCAUGAUGCAUAAUCCAUAAGUUAUUUCAUAU
This is a messenger RNA of Aspergillus ibericus CBS 121593, 780 nucleotides long. RefSeq names its product TRAPP subunit TRS20. The coding region runs from base 118 to 678 and encodes 186 amino acids. Gene Ontology annotation, cellular component: TRAPP complex; cytoplasm; nucleus. The record is from RefSeq and is a predicted model, not a curated record. Lineage: Eukaryota; Fungi; Ascomycota; Eurotiomycetes; Eurotiales; Aspergillaceae. Gene Ontology annotation, biological process: endoplasmic reticulum to Golgi vesicle-mediated transport. The transcript has 2 exons.